CCCCGCCCCGGCCCGGCUGUCCGCCCGGCGCUCGGCCUGGCGCUCAGAGCAGAGGACUGACGGCGUGGACGUGGACACGAUGGUGUACGGCAGGAUCUCUCGGCUCGUGGUCCGAGACGUGCGCUUCCCCACGUCGCUCGGGGCCUACGGCUCGGACGCCCUGCACACGGACCCUGACUACUCAGCUGCGUACGUGGUGAUAGAGACGGACGCUGAAGAUGGACUCCGGGGCUGCGGCAUCACCUUCACGCUGGGAAAGGGCACUGAAGUCGUUGUCUGUUGUGUGAAUGCCCUUGCCCAGCAUGUCCUUAACAAGGACUUCAAGGACAUUAUUGGUAACUUCAGAAACUUCUACAGGCAGCUCACCAGUGACGGGCAGCUGAGAUGGAUCGGUCCUGAGAAAGGCGUGGUGCACCUGGCCACAGCAGCCAUCCUCAAUGCCAUAUGGGACCUGUGGGCCAAGCAGGAGGGAAAGCCACUGUGGAAGAUGCUUGUGGACAUGGACCCCAAGAAACUCGUGUCCUGCAUUGACUUCCGCUACAUCACCGAUGUCCUGACCGAAGAGGAAGCCUACAACAUACUGCAGAAAUCUCAAGCUGGUAAAAAAGAAAGAGAAGAGCAGAUGCUGACCCAUGGCUACCCAGCGUACACCACGUCAUGCGCCUGGCUAGGGUACUCGGACGAGAUGCUGAGGCAGCGCUGCGCAGAGGCGCUGAAGGAUGGCUGGACCAGGUUUAAAGUGAAGGUGGGUGCUGAUCUGGAAGAUGAUGUGCGUCGAUGCCGCCUCAUCAGAGAGAUGAUCGGACCGGAGAAGACUUUGAUGAUGGAUGCCAACCAGCGCUGGGAUGUGCCUGAGGCAGUGGAGUGGAUGUUGGCACUGGCUGAGUUCAAGCCAUUGUGGAUUGAGGAGCCAACGUCCCCUGAUGACAUUCUGGGGCAUGCCGCCAUCUCCAAGGCACUGGUCCCGUUAGGAAUUGGCGUUGCCACCGGGGAGCAGUGCCACAAUAGAGUGAUAUUUAAGCAGCUCCUCCAGGCAAACGCCCUGCAGUUUCUCCAGAUUGACAGCUGCAGGCUGGGAAGUGUCAACGAGAACGUGUCCGUGUUACUGAUGGCCAAGAAGUUUGGAAUUCCCGUCUGCCCCCACGCUGGGGGAGUUGGCCUCUGUGAACUGGUUCAGCACUUGAUCAUGUUUGACUACAUAGCAGUCUCCGGGAGCCUUAAAAACAGGAUGUGUGAGUAUGUGGAUGAAUUGCAUGAACACUUCAAGUAUCCUGUGACAAUCAAGGAUGCUUCCUACAUGCCUCCUAAGGCUCCUGGCUACUCCACGGAGAUGAAAGAGGACUCUGUGGAGAAGCACCGCUUUCCGAUUGGUGAAGUCUGGCAGAGACUCCUGGCUGCUCAUGAGAAUUAGUACCUUUGUUCUGUAGGUAAAAAAGCUCAACAUGUCUGGGGAUAGCUGUAAAAAUAGCAGGGGUGGGAGAGGGCUA
Ochotona princeps (American pika) is the source of this 1487-nucleotide messenger RNA. It is a transcript of the gene ENOSF1, whose product is annotated as enolase superfamily member 1. Gene Ontology annotation, molecular function: L-fuconate dehydratase activity; magnesium ion binding. The record is from RefSeq and is a predicted model, not a curated record. Gene Ontology annotation, biological process: amino acid catabolic process; carbohydrate catabolic process. The transcript is spliced from 16 exons. NCBI's taxonomy places the organism in Eukaryota, Metazoa, Chordata, Mammalia, Lagomorpha, Ochotonidae. Bases 80 to 1411 code for a protein of 443 amino acids.